Messenger RNA from Penicillium expansum, 2001 nucleotides. RefSeq names its product putative diacylglycerol O-acyltransferase (DgaT). Gene Ontology annotation, molecular function: diacylglycerol O-acyltransferase activity. Gene Ontology annotation, biological process: triglyceride biosynthetic process. NCBI's taxonomy places the organism in Eukaryota, Fungi, Ascomycota, Eurotiomycetes, Eurotiales, Aspergillaceae. The transcript has 7 exons. The record is from RefSeq and is a predicted model, not a curated record. The coding region runs from base 1 to 2001 and encodes 666 amino acids. Gene Ontology annotation, cellular component: endoplasmic reticulum membrane.
AUGACUACUCGCAAUGGAGCAAUUACGAGCGCCCGCGAGGCAUCUCAGGUCAAUCCAACGAAUGGGACCAGCCCGACUGCAACCGAGGUCUCCCCACCAUCAGCUUCAACUUCCAAGAAACGCAGUAAAUAUCGCCAUGUAGCUGCAUACCACUCAGAAACCCGGCAUUCCAGCCUCAGUCGAGAAGCUGAUGUACUUCCCAACUUCUUGGGGUUCCGAAACCUCAUGGUGUUGGUACUUGUGGCGAUGAACUUGCGAUUGAUUAUUGAGAACUUCAUGAAAUACGGCGUGCUAAUUUGUAUUAAAUGCCACGACUAUCGCAGGCAAGACGUUGUUUUGGGGUCCAUAUUGUUUGCCUCGGUUCCAUGUCAUUUGCUUGUGGCAUACAUCAUCGAGCUAUCAGCCGCUACUGCAGCCAAGCAGACAGUGGGUCGUCAGAAGAAGACGGAAAAAGAGAAAGAGCAAGACCAGAAGGUCUUCCAGUCCACAUGGCCGUACACUGCUUUCCUCCACACGCUCAAUGCUACCCUAUGCCUCACAGUAACCAGCUUCGUCGUAUAUUUCUACAUCCACCACCCAGGAAUUGGGACAAUAUGCCAGCUACACGCGAUCAUCGUGUGGUUGAAGAACUGCUCUUAUGCUUUCACAAACCGAGACCUCCGCCUCGCUAUGCUUAAUCCCUCCGCAGACCCGGGCUUGCCCGAAAUCUACUCUUCCUGCCCUUACCCGAGGAAUAUUACUAUCAAUAACCUGGCCUACUUCUGGCUGGCGCCGACACUGGUGUAUCAGCCGGUUUAUCCGCGCACAGCAUCCAUCCGGUGGUCGUUUGUCGCAAAGCGCCUUGCAGAGUUCGUGGGCCUGGCAAUGUUUAUUUGGCUUCUGUCUGCGCAGUAUGCCGCACCGGUGUUGCGAAAUUCGAUCGAUAAGAUCGCAGUAAUGGACAUUGCGUCCAUUUUGGAGCGGGUCAUGAAGCUGUCCACUAUCUCGCUGGUUAUUUGGCUUGCUGGCUUCUUUGCGUUGUUCCAAGCGCUUUUGAACGCUUUGGCCGAGGUCAUGCGGUUUGGAGACCGCGAGUUCUAUACCGACUGGUGGAACAGCUCCAGUCUGGGUAUGUAUUGGCGAUCCUGGAACCGGCCUGUCUAUCUGUUCAUGAAGAGACAUGUCUAUUCGCCGCUGGUGGGUCGUGGAUGGAGUCCUCUGGCUGCGAGUGGAAUGGUUUUCACGCUCUCCGCAAUUCUGCACGAAAUGCUCGUGGGCAUCCCCACGCAUAACUUUAUUGGUGUCGCGUUCUUUGGAAUGAUGUUCCAGCUGCCGUUAAUAUCCCUCACUGCACCAUUGGAUAAUAUGCGCGGGCCUGAAGGCAGGGUCAUUGGAAACUGCAUAUUCUGGGUCAGCUUUUGUCUCGUCGGACAACCGCUUGGGGCACUCCUGUACUUCUUCGCUUGGCAGGCCAAGUACGGGAGUGAGCCCCAGCACCACCUUGGCAGACCAAAUCACAACACAACGCCACUAUCUCACAUCAUUUCCCCGGAUUCUCUUCUCAUAAUGGUCGCAUUCAUUGUUCCUGGCAACUACGGUGCCGUCAUUGCCGUCGCACUCGGCGCCAUCCCCGUUUUGGGCUUCGUUCACGGCUGUAUUACUGGCAACCUGCGCAAGGAGGCCAAGGUGCCCUACCCCCACAGCUAUGCCUCCAUGGAGCUGUGCAAGGAAAACGCCAAAGCCGAGAAAUUCAACUGCGCCCAGCGCGCACACACCAACUUCCUCGAGAAUGCCUCGCAGACAAUGCUCUUCACCUUGGUCGCCGGUCUGAAGUACCCGGAGUUGGCUGCUGGUCUGGGCGCUCUGUGGGUUUUCUUCCGCGUUCUGUUCCUUUACGGCUAUGUGUACUCGGGCAAGCCGCAGGGUAAGGGCCGCAUGAUGGGCGGGUUCUUCUGGCUUGUGCAGGGUGCUCUCUGGGGAUUGAGUGUCUACGGUGUUGGACGGCCACUGCUUUCUUUCUAA